GGCAAACACAACCCAAACUGGGGGGUUUCUCUUCAAAGCCAGCUGGUCUGGCUUUAUUCUACAGGAAUUUUUUUACCUGUCAGUUUGGUCAACGAAGCCCUCAGCAGGUGCUGACGGGUACAACUUCCUGGAGAAGCAGAAGAAGGGCACUGGUGCCGAAUAAGAAUUGUAAACUGUGAAGUAACUACUAUGGAACAGAUUAAGUAAAGCAUUGGAGGCGGAUGAUUUGACAAUAAAGAGGGUGUAUGUGCAGGAACGGAUGCAGGGGUCUGUGAACUGAGUAGUGCAAGUGCUGAAGAGGGAGAUUUGUUUUGAGGAAACGGGAAAGAGGAAGAAAAGAGAAGGAAAAAAUACAUAAUUUCAGGAACGAGAGAGAGAAGAAAAACGGGGACUAUGGGGAGAAAAAAGAUUCAGAUCACAAGGAUUAUGGAUGAACGUAACAGACAGGUGACAUUUACAAAGAGGAAAUUUGGGUUAAUGAAGAAGGCUUAUGAGUUGAGUGUUCUAUGUGACUGUGAGAUUGCUCUAAUCAUCUUCAACAGCACCAACAAACUGUUCCAGUAUGCCAGCACUGAUAUGGACAAAGUGUUGCUGAAAUAUACAGAGUACAAUGAGCCACAUGAGAGUCGAACGAAUUCAGAUAUUGUUGAGACAUUGAGAAAGAAAGGACUUAAUGGCUGUGACAGUCCAGAUCCCGAUGCAGACGAUUCAGUAGGUCACAGCCCUGAGUCUGAGGACAAGUACAGGAAACUUAAUGAAGAUAUUGAUCUAAUGAUCAGCAGGCAAAGAUUGUGUGCUGUUCCGCCACCCAACUUUGAGAUGCCAGUUUCUAUCCCAGUGUCCAACCACAACAGUUUGGUAUACAGUAACCCAGUCAGCUCGCUGGGUAACCCCAACCUUUUGCCACUGGCCCACCCUUCUUUGCAGAGAAAUAGCAUGUCUCCUGGUGUGACACAUCGGCCUCCGAGUGCAGGAAACACAGGUGGUCUGAUGGGUGGGGACCUCACAACCGGUGCAGGCACUAGUGCAGGGAAUGGGUAUGGCAACCCCCGAAAUUCACCAGGUCUGCUGGUCUCACCUGGCAACUUGAACAAGAAUAUGCAAGCAAAAUCUCCGCCCCCAAUGAAUUUGGGAAUGAACAACCGUAAACCAGAUCUCCGAGUGCUUAUUCCACCAGGCAGCAAAAAUACAAUGCCAUCAGUGAAUCAGAGGAUAAAUAACUCCCAGUCUGCUCAGUCAUUGGCUACCCCAGUGGUUUCCGUAGCAACUCCUACUUUGCCAGGGCAAGGGAUGGGAGGAUACCCAUCAGCCAUUUCCUCAACAUAUGGUACCGAAUACUCACUGAGUAGUGCAGACUUAUCAUCUCUCUCUGGGUUUAACACAGCCAGUGCUCUUCAUCUUGGUUCAGUAACUGGCUGGCAACAGCAGCAUCUACAUAACAUGCCACCAUCUGCCCUCAGUCAAUUGGGAGCUUGCACUAGCACUCAUUUAUCUCAGAGUACAAAUCUCUCCCUGCCUUCUACUCAAAGCCUCAACAUCAAGUCAGAACCUGUUUCUCCUCCUAGAGACCGUACCACCACACCCUCGAGAUACCCACAGCACACGCGCCACGAGGCGGGGAGAUCUCCUGUUGACAGCUUGAGCAGCUGUAGCAGCUCAUAUGAUGGAAGCGACCGAGAGGAUCAUCGGAACGAAUUCCACUCCCCCAUUGGACUCACCAGACCUUCGCCGGACGAAAGGGAAAGCCCCUCUGUCAAGCGCAUGCGGCUCUCUGAAGGAUGGGCAACAUGAUAACGUUAUUACCUAUUAGUUUUUUUCUUGCAGUGUGUGUGUGCUAUACCUUAAUGGGGGUGGGGGGGGGUCGAUAUGCAUUAUAUGUGCCGU
Emys orbicularis (European pond turtle) is the source of this 1884-nucleotide messenger RNA. RefSeq names its product myocyte enhancer factor 2C (gene MEF2C). Gene Ontology annotation, molecular function: RNA polymerase II cis-regulatory region sequence-specific DNA binding; protein dimerization activity; DNA-binding transcription factor activity, RNA polymerase II-specific. The coding region runs from base 394 to 1791 and encodes 465 amino acids. NCBI's taxonomy places the organism in Eukaryota, Metazoa, Chordata, Testudines, Emydidae. The record is from RefSeq and is a predicted model, not a curated record. The transcript is spliced from 11 exons. Gene Ontology annotation, biological process: positive regulation of transcription by RNA polymerase II.